AUGCCAAGUGGCUACGGAAACUCGUCGUACUACAACAAGAAUGCGCACUCGCCUGCGCUGAUUCGCGCACGCAGGCCAUAUCUCCUCAAGAACGCCCUUGUCGGCUCUGGCAUCGCUGCUUUCGCCAUCGGAGUUUAUGUCUACACGAUCAAGGCCAUCGGCCAGGAUGAAUUCACAGACGUCAAGGUCCCUGAUGUACCGCAGCAACCGGCAAACAAGUCUUGA
Messenger RNA from Pestalotiopsis fici W106-1, 225 nucleotides. RefSeq lists its product as uncharacterized. The record is from RefSeq and is a predicted model, not a curated record. Gene Ontology annotation, biological process: mitochondrial respiratory chain complex IV assembly. The coding region runs from base 1 to 225 and encodes 74 amino acids. Gene Ontology annotation, cellular component: mitochondrial inner membrane. Lineage: Eukaryota; Fungi; Ascomycota; Sordariomycetes; Amphisphaeriales; Sporocadaceae. The transcript is spliced from 3 exons.